Molecule: messenger RNA, 1605 nt
Organism: Pteropus alecto (black flying fox)
Lineage: Eukaryota; Metazoa; Chordata; Mammalia; Chiroptera; Pteropodidae
Gene: ZNF648
Product: zinc finger protein 648
Exons: 1
Coding region: 1-1605 (534 amino acids)
Biological process (GO): regulation of transcription by RNA polymerase II
Molecular function (GO): RNA polymerase II cis-regulatory region sequence-specific DNA binding; DNA-binding transcription factor activity
Source: RefSeq, a predicted model, not a curated record
AUGGCACAGGUGGACCCCCAAGACAGGUGGGGCGAGGCGGCUCCUCUCUGCAGCUUGAAUGAGGAGCCUCACGAACCCCAGAGGCUGAGCAUGAACUUAGAGAGUGAAGAUGAGGAUGGUGGGGAUGCAGGAGAUGAAGGGGGCACUGGUGACCCUGAUCACCAGGCCCAUCUAAGAGGCAGCUCCCAAAUGACUCAGGACAAUCCUGACCUGCCAUGGCAGCAGCCACCCAGUGAGGCGGAAGAGAAUUUCUUUGACUCUUUUAGUGCCAGGGAUGCUGGGAAGAAACCUACGGCGAUGCCUGGGAAGAAGGCCAGCGUGGGAAGAGAUGAAUCAAAGAACCCCCAGAUCCAGGAGUCCCCUGGAGAAAGAGCGGCUCGGGGCGCCCUCCCGAGUGGCCUGUCGAACAAGUUGUUGGGUCAGAUGCAACCUCCCAGGGACUCAUUACCUGCAGGUGACAAUGGAGGCUCGACGGCAAACUUCGACGCAGGCGUGGGUGUCCCGUCCAGCGUCCUUGGUACUGGAACCUAUUGCUGUGCCCAGAGAGGUGCAGACAGGUCCCCAGACAACACCUCUCCCUUGUGUGUCCCCAAGACGGGGACCAGAAGUAAGGACCAGAGUUCUGCGAGUGCGGGCCGGCAGGGGGAGACGCCCUACAGGUGCCUGCAGAGUGGGCGGGCCUUCCGGAAGCCCAGCGACCCCCCGAGCCCCGCGCAGACGGAAGGCGCCAAGCCUUACGCGUGCGAGCUUUGCGCGAAGGCCUACUCCCACCGGGGCACACUCCAGCAGCACCGGCGCCUGCACACGGGCGAGCGGCCCUACCGAUGCCCCUUCUGCGACAAGGCCUACACCUGGUCCUCGGACCACCGCAAACACAUCCGCACCCACACUGGCGAGAAACCCUACGCGUGCCCGGACUGCGGGAAGGCCUUCGUGCGCUCCUCCGACCUCCGCAAACACCAGCGCAACAUGCACAGCAACGACAAGCCCUUCCCGUGCGCCGAGUGCGGCCUGACCUUCAACAAGCCGCUGUCGCUGCUGCGCCACCAGCGCACGCAUCUGGGCGAGAAGCCCUUCCGCUGCUCCGCCUGCGACCGCGAGUUCGCGGUGGCCAGCCGGAUGCUGGAGCACCAGCGCGUGCACUCUGGCGAGCGGCCCUUCCCCUGUCCCACCUGCGGCAAGUGCUUCACCAAGUCCUCCAACCUGAUUGAGCAUCAGACGCUGCACACCGGCCGGAGGCCCUUCAAGUGCGCGGACUGUGGCGUGGCCUUCGCGCAGCCCUCGCGCCUCGUGCGCCACCAGCGCAUCCACACCGGCGAGAGGCCCUUUCCAUGCGCGCAGUGCGGCCAGGCCUUUGCCCGCUCCUCCACCCUGAAGCGGCACCAGCAGAUCCACUCCGGGGAGAAGGGCUUCCUCUGUGCAGAAUGUGGCAGGGCCUUCCGCACCGCCUCGGAGCUGGCCCAGCACAUUCGGGUGCACAAUGGGGAGAGGCCCUACCAAUGCGAGGACUGCGGCCAGGCCUUCACCCGGUCCAAUCACCUCCAACGGCACCGAGCCAAACAUGGCACCUGCAAGAAGGAGCCCAUCCCCUCCUCUGACGAGUGA